Procambarus clarkii (red swamp crayfish) is the source of this 3402-nucleotide messenger RNA. The record is from RefSeq and is a predicted model, not a curated record. NCBI's taxonomy places the organism in Eukaryota, Metazoa, Arthropoda, Malacostraca, Decapoda, Cambaridae.
AUGGGGCUCUGGACAGCCUUGUUGGCACCGUUAAUUGGCACUGUUGGCACCGUUAAUGUUGGUGGUACUGUUGGCACCGUUAAUGUUGUCGGUACUAUUGGCACCGUUAAUGUUGUCGGUACUGUUGGCACCGUAAAAGUUGGUGGCACUGUCGGCACCGUUAAUGUUGGUGGCACUGUUGGCACCGUUAAUGUUGGUGGUACUGUUGGCACCGUUAAUGUUGGUGGCACUGUUGGCACCGUUAAUGUUGGUGGCACUGUUGGCACCGUUAAUGUUGGUGGUACUGUUGGCACCGUUAAUGUUGGUGGCACUGUUGGCACCGUUAAUGUUGGUGGCACUGUUGGCACCGUUAAUGUUGGUGGCACUGUUGGCACCGUUAAUGCCAGGACACGGCAGACACGGCCAGGUCACGGCAGACACGGCCAGGACACGGCAGACACGGCCAGGACACGGCAGACACGGCCAGGACACGGCAGACACGGCCAGGACACGGCCAGGACACGGCAGACACGGCCAGGACACGGCAGACACGGCCAGGACACGGCAGACACGGUCAGGACACGGCAGACACGGUCAGGACACAGCAGACACGGUCAGGACACAGCAGACACGGUCAGGACACAGCAGACACGGUCAGGACACGGCAGACACGGCAGACAUGGCAGACACGGCAGACACGUCCAGGACACGGCAGACAUGGCAGACACGUCCAGGACACGGCAGACACGGCCAGGACACAGCCAGGACACGGCAGACACGGCCAGGACACGGCAGACACGGCAGACACGUCCAGGACACGGCAGACACGGCCAGGACACGGCAGACACGGCCAGGACACGGCAGACACGGCCAGGACACGGCAGACACGGCCAGGACACGGCAGACACGGCCAGGACACGGCAGACACGUCCAGGACACGGCAGACACGUCCAGGACACGGCAGACACGGCCAGGACACGGCAGACACGGCCAGGACACGGCAGACACGGCCAGGACACGGCAGACACGGCCAGGACACGGCAGACACGGCCAGGACACGGCAGACACGGCCAGGACACGGCAGACACGGCCAGGACACGGCAGACACGGCCAGGACACGGCAGACACGGCCAGGACACGGCAGACACGGCCAGGACACAGCAGACACGGCCAGGACACAGCAGACACGGUCAGGACACAGCAGACACGGUCAGGACACAGCAGACACGGUCAGGACACAGCAGACACGGUCAGGACACGUCCAGGACACGGCAGACACGGCCAGGACACGGCAGACAUGGCAGACACGGCAGACACGUCCAGGACACGGCAGACAUAGCAGACACGUCCAGGACACGGCAGACACGUCCGGGACACGGCAGACACGGCCAGGACACGGCAGACACGGCCAGGACACGGCCAGGACACGGCAGACACGGCCAGGACACGGCAGACACGGCAGACACGUCCAGGACACGGCAGACACGGCCAGGACACGGCAGACACGGCCAGGACACGGCAGACACGGCCAGGACACGGCAGACACGGCCAGGACACGGCAGACACGUCCAGGACACGGCAGACACGUCCAGGACACGGCAGACACGGUCAGGACACGGCAGACACGGUCAGGACACAGCAGACACGGCCAGGACACGGCAGACACGGCAGACACGGCCAGGACACAGCAGACACGGCCAGGACACAGCAGACACGGCCAGGACACGGCAGACACGGCAGACACGGCCAGGACACGGCAGACACGGCAGACACGGCCAGGACACGGCAGACACAGCCAGGACACGGCAGACACGGCAGACACGGCCAGGACACAGCAGACACGGCCAGGACACGGCAGACACGGCAGACACGGCCAGGACACAGCAGACACGGCCAGGACACAGCAGACACGGCCAGGACACGGCAGACACGGCCAGGACACAGCAGACACGGCAGACACGGCCAGGACACAGCAGACACGGCCAGGACACGGCAGACACGGCCAGGACACGGCAGACACGGCCAGGACACAGCAGACACGGCCAGGACACGGCAGACACGGCCAGGACACAGCAGACACGGCCAGGACACGGCAGACACGGCCAGGACACAGCAGACACGGCCAGGACACGGCAGACACGGCCAGGACACAGCAGACACGGCCAGGACACGGCAGACACGGCCAGGACACAGCAGACACGGCCAGGACACGGCCAGGACACAGCAGACACGGCCAGGACACGGCCAGGACACGGCCAGGACACGGCCAGGACACGGCAGACACGGCCAGGACACAGCAGACACGGCCAGGACACAGCAGACACGGCCAGGACACGGCAGACACGGCCAGGACACAGCAGACACGGCCAGGACACGGCAGACACGGCCAGGACACGGCAGACACGGCCAGGACACGGCAGACACGGCCAGGACACGGCAGACACGGCCAGGACACAGCAGACACGGCCAGGACACAGCAGACACGGCCAGGACACAGCAGACACGGCCAGGACACGGCAGACACGGCCAGGACACAGCAGACACGGCCAGGACACGGCAGACACGGCCAGGACACGGCAGACACGGCCUGGACACGGCAGACACGGCCAGGACACAGCAGACACGGCCAGGACACAGCAGACACGGCCAGGACACAGCAGACACGGCCAGGACACAGCAGACACGGCCAGGACACAGCAGACACGGCCAGGACACAGCAGACACGGCCAGGACACGGCCAGGACACAGCAGACACGGCCAGGACACAGCAGACACGGCCAAGACACGGCAGACACGGCAGACACGGCCAGGACACAGCAGACACGGCCAAGACACGGCAGACACGGCAGACACAGCAGACACGGCCAGGACACGGCAGACACGGGCAGACACGGCCAGGACACGGCAGACACAGCAGACACGGCCAGGACACGGCAGACACGGCCAGGACACGGCAGACACGGCCAGGACACAGCAGACACGGCCUGGACACGGCAGACACGGCCAGGACACAGCAGACACGGCCAGGACACAGCAGACACGGCCAGGACACAGCAGACACGGCCAGGACACGGCAGACACGGCCAGGACACAGCAGACACGGCAGACACGGCAGACACGGCCAGGACACAGCAGACACGGCAGACACGGCAGACACGGGCAGACACGGCAGACACGGCAGACACGGCAGACACGGCCAGGACACAGCAGACACGGCAGACACAGCCAGGACACGGCAGACACGGCAGACACGGCCAGGACACAGCAGACACGGCAGACACAGCAGACACGGCAGACACAGCAGACACGGCAGACACAGCAGACACGGGCAGACACAAACAAGCCCCAAUAGAAGAAUAUGUCAGGGAGGAAAUCAUUGAAGCAAUAAUUUUCAAAACAAAUAUUUCUGGUAUAUGUAUAUAA